This is a messenger RNA of Odontomachus brunneus, 2815 nucleotides long. RefSeq names its product dynein light chain 1, cytoplasmic. NCBI's taxonomy places the organism in Eukaryota, Metazoa, Arthropoda, Insecta, Hymenoptera, Formicidae. Gene Ontology annotation, biological process: microtubule-based process; cilium assembly. Gene Ontology annotation, cellular component: cytoplasmic dynein complex. Gene Ontology annotation, molecular function: dynein intermediate chain binding; dynein light intermediate chain binding. The record is from RefSeq and is a predicted model, not a curated record. The coding region runs from base 319 to 588 and encodes 89 amino acids. The transcript is spliced from 3 exons.
CGCGACUUGGCCGCACUACUCGCAGUUCCGAGCCCGAUUCGCCGCGGAGUUAUCGUUCCUCUCUCUUGGCCCGUAGCAGCCAGCGAAGACAAAAUUUCCCCGAGUGUGCAGCAGCGGAAAGCGGCAACAGGAGCAACCGAACGGCAACCACGUCGUUUAUCAUCCAGUCACGCGUCCAUCGUCGCGUCUACGAAUCGCCGACGUCGCGAAUUGCAACGCGCGCGCUAAAUAACGUUGUACUCGCGGCCACUCACGGACCGGAGGGCGAGCCCGUUGUGAUCCGCUGGAGAUAGUGUCAACGAGACAAGGGUAGAAAAAAUGUCGGACCGAAAGGCUGUAAUCAAGAAUGCUGACAUGUCAGAAGAGAUGCAGCAGGAUGCUGUUGACUGUGCUACUCAAGCACUUGAAAAAUAUAAUAUAGAAAAGGAUAUUGCAGCAUAUAUCAAGAAAGAGUUUGAUAAGAAGUACAACCCGACGUGGCAUUGCAUUGUAGGUCGUAAUUUUGGUAGCUAUGUGACGCACGAAACAAGACAUUUUAUCUAUUUCUAUCUGGGUCAGGUAGCGAUUCUUCUGUUUAAGAGCGGAUAAGCUGAUUUCUAUUGUCUAUUCUCCAUCCUUCCUUUUCUCCUCUCCUUCCCCUGUCCUUUCUCCCAUCCUUUUUUCCCUCGCUCACUGCGCAAGAAGAAAAGUACAUUUAAAAAUCACUACAUCAUGUGUAAAAGGACCUUCAGUAUGUGUAUGUAUACAUAACAAAAAUUCCUUUUAAAACUAAUGCAUGCGCCCGAUAAAUGAGCGACAAAAGAAAUGUGAACGUUUCCGACUUAAAUAUUGUUCAUCGUUAUAUAAGUGGGAGAUAACACGGAUAAAUUCUGUGAAGUAACUCCUUAGGGUAGGGAGAUGAACUGGAAAAUGAAAAAAAGAAAAAAAAAUGAAGAAGAUGACAUACAACCUUACAUGUUAAAAUGUACUUUGUAUGCCAACAAGUUUGUUGUGUUCUUGUUUUAUAUUAGGUAAAUAUGCAAAACGGUUGAGUUCAAUACUGGCGAUUUUAAAUUAGCAAAUUUUAGUGUAAUUGUUUAAUAAUAGUGUUCAAGAACACUAAGUGCACUAUAUAUAUAUAUAUAUAAAUUUAUAUAUAUAUAUAUACAUAUAUAUAUAUAUAAAUCAUAUACUCUCUUCGCGUUAGGUGGAUUUGCAAGUGAAAUAUUUUGCUUGAUUCUCUACGUAAAUGCGAGAGUAUACAGUAUCCAAUAAGGUAAUCGCCAAUAAUGAAUGUAACCCCGCUCGUAAUUGAUUGCGACCGUUAUUUUAUAUUAUUUUUUGAAAAACCGUCAUCGUCCCUUAUGUACUACGCAUCGAUUAUAACUGGUUCUACGUAUUUACUUUAGUAUGACAUCUUCGGUUAGUUUAAGGACUUUCAAAAUGACCGAAAGAAGGAAAACGAAAGCUCAAUAUCUCGACGUACGAUAUCGUCGUAUACGUAAUACUCUAACAACUUUAUUUCGAUAUAAAACGAAUAUGCUAUUGAAUAACGACAUACGACUAGUUCAUUGCUACCUUCACAAUUUUUUAUAUUGUGCACAGAGACUAUGCAAGAAGUUUUAUCUCAAGGCGAUGUAUACUUAGGGGAGAAAAGUAUUCGUUUCCAGAAAGAGAGAAAGAGAGAGAAAGAUAUCAUCUUUCUGCCCGUUUAAAUUCUAUCUUUUAUGUAAUAUUCAACACUCCAUAUUAUGGUACUUAUACAUACAUAUAUAAUAAAAAUACAUAUAUAGAUUAUACAUUAUAUAAUAUACUAUUUAUAUAUAGUGCAAUCUUUCAAACGAUUUUUCAUGCAGCAUUUGAUUAUCGUAAACGUUGCUACAUUGUUCAAAUUUUAGACUGACUAUUAAAUAUUAUCAAAAGUACUACCAGCGUGCAUGAUCUUUUUUUCGCAGCAACAGCUCGCAAUGCCACUUUUUAUAAGCAGCGAACACGCAAUUUAAACAGUCAAAUUGCUCGAAGUUAGAUUCAUGAUAAAUUGAAAGAAAAUUUAAAAGAAAAACAAAAAUCGAAUCCUGUACCGAAGAUCGACUGAAAAUACCUGAACUGACAUGUUAAUGUCUUACGUUUCUUUUUUUUUUUUUUUAUUUAUUUAUUGUUGUGUAUAUACGUAUAUAUAUAUAUAGAUAUAUUUCAGCGAUUUUAUUGAGACAUAAAAAUUACAUAUAUAAAUAGUAACAGAGAAUGAUGAUUUGUACCUUUACGGUGUUACACACUAUGAUGAUGAUGAUUAUGAUGAUGAUGAUGAUGAUGAUGUAUAUUAUGCUUUCGCCGUACUUGCUACAUGAGAUCGGUUCAAGAAGCACCGCUAAAUAAGCUCGGAAUUAAAUCGUCGGUAGCUGUUAAAAUGCCUAUUGUACUUCGUACGUUAUAUAUAUACACACACACACACACAUAUAUAUAUAUAUAUAUACAUCCCGAGGUGCCGAGCGAAUGAUGUGUUAGGCGGCGGUAAUUCAUAUUCGCUUGUUUCGCCGAGACUUCAGGACCAGCUUCCGACGCGCUUUCUCAAACCAAAAUAGUGCGAGGUACUACCGGAAAUGAAAUAAAACUAUUUUUCGUAUAACCCGAAGAUGCACACAAGCUGAUAAGCGAGAAACGAAUGCAGUCAGCAUGACAACAUUCGUAUUUCAUUAGGGAUCGAGCUUCCUCGGUGGGAAUUCGUUCCGCACCACCGAGAGACAUUUCGAGAGAUAUCUUCGCGAUCGAAUAACAUGCAGAAGAUGCGGUAAAAGCAGACUAUUAUUGUGCUUAACAAUAAAAAUGAAUUCCACAU